AUGGCAAAGGAUGGCGACUUUUGGGUGUGGUAUCGCGAGACUUUGGCAAAAGCAGAUAUGAUAGACCGAAGUCUGGUGGCAAAGGGUCACUUUGUUCUUAGGCCAGCAUUAUGCGUCAUCUGGGAGAGAGUCCAAGCAUCUCUCCACAAGCAGCUGCAGCUCAUGGGCGUCCAGAACUGUGUUUUUCCCCUCUUGACACCGAAAACCACGGAUACGAGCGAUGAAUACAAUCAACAGCAUACUCGGAAUCUAGAGGCAGAUCAGCUUACCACUUCAUCUAUCAUAUACUCGCAUUUUGCAAGGUGGAUUCAAAAUCGCCUCGACCUCCCGCUUCGUCUCAACCAGUGGAAGUUAGUGACCUGUGAUGUAUCGCACCCUGAGCCGCUCUUCCGAGCCCGGGAGAUUCUCGUGCAGGAAGCACAUACGGCACAUUUGACAGAGUCGGAUGCUAGUGAAGAACAAACGCAGGUUCUUGACAUGUAUGCUGAUCUGUACGAAGGGCUUUUGGCUGUUCCGGUUGUCAAAGGUUACCGUGCUUAUAUUAACAGCAGUUAUCCCUCCUCUGCCCUUGAUAGUGCUGAUGUCCAUGGGUCUGCUGUGAUUGCGUAUGUGCCAACAUUGGACCAAUGUGUCGAUGGAGGAUCAUGUCGUGCCUUAGGGCAGAGCGUCAGCAGAAAAUACAGCAUCACGGCAUCUGAUCGGACCGUUGCUCCCAAUGAUGGCGCUAGUUCUGGGGUGCACGUAUGGCAGAAUUCAUGGUGUUUCUCGAACCGCGCCCUCGGCAUCAUGCUCGCAACCCAUGGCGACGACGAAGGGAUUGUCAUUCCACCUCGUGUUGCUGAGAAUCAAGUUAUCAUCAUCCCAAGUGGAAGCCCACACAGGGAACAGGAAUGGCAAACCUUAUUAGCUGAAAUCAAUUCAAUUGAUACAGCACUGUCGGCGCUUGAUCUGCGUGUUCAGGCGGACCUGAACGGCUCCCUCACAUUCGGUUGGAAACUGCGUGAAUGGACCAUUCGCGGGGCGCCUUUGUGCAUUAUGCUGGGUACGAAGGAACUUUCAGACCAAUACGCCAGAGUAUAUAGGAGAGACCUUCCAAAGCAGACGCGCAGGUCGGAUAUUCCGCUGGUUGAGCUUCCCGCCACAAUUCCCAGACUCCUAGAAGAGAUCCAGGGUAAUCUCCUUCAGACAGCACGCAGUACCUUCUCGUUGCGCCAGCGGCAGGUAAUUAACUGGCAUGAACCACCCAUUAUCUCUGCGAUAGCAAAGAUAUGA
Aspergillus melleus is the source of this 1272-nucleotide messenger RNA. RefSeq lists its product as uncharacterized. The record is from RefSeq and is a predicted model, not a curated record. The transcript has 2 exons. Gene Ontology annotation, cellular component: aminoacyl-tRNA synthetase multienzyme complex; cytoplasm. Gene Ontology annotation, biological process: prolyl-tRNA aminoacylation. Bases 1 to 1272 code for a protein of 423 amino acids. Gene Ontology annotation, molecular function: ATP binding; proline-tRNA ligase activity. Lineage: Eukaryota; Fungi; Ascomycota; Eurotiomycetes; Eurotiales; Aspergillaceae.